CUGAUGGAUAUUAGGUAACCUGGUCCUGAAUGAGACACAGUUAACGUUAACGGGAUCAAACGCUUCAGCUGUGAUAUCUCUAAGACUGCUGUGAGCUACAGGAGCUGGAGGAGCUGGUCAGGGGCUCUGCAGAGAUAACACAAGCUGUCUGGUGUCGUCCAGGCGGUGACUGACUGACCGAUGCCUUUGUCAUGAUGCUGAGCUGCAGCGCUCUGCUCAUCGCCCUCCUGCUGUCCCAGGUCAGAGGCUUCCUGAACUCCUCGGAGGAUGACGCCAUCCCCGAGGAGUGGGUGCUGCUGCACGUGGUCCAAGGCCACAUCGGAGCGGGGAACUACAGCUACCUGCGGCUCAACCACGAUGGCAGAAUCAUCCUGCACAUGCAAAGCCUCAAAGGAGACGCCGACCUCUACAUUUCGGAUGAAACCCUGCGUCCGAACUUCAACACCUACAAGCUGCAGUCGGUCACCUGCGGACAGGAUGUGGUGGUGGUGCCGGGGGACUUCGCCAGGCCCGUGGGCAUCGGCAUCUAUGGCCACCCGUCACACAAGGAGAGCGAGUUUGAAAUGCGGGUUUUCUACGAUCAGUCAGUCCCCCAGGACCCGUUUGAUAAGGGCUCGUACACAUCAGAGGACGGACAGACACAAAAGAAAUCCCCUCAGGCUGCAGAGGAGGACUUUCAGGAGGAGGAGUCGAUAUUCUGGACGAUUCUCAUCGGACUUUUAAAAAUUAUUCUGGAGAUUUUGUUUUGAAAAUGGCUCUCCUUCCUUGCUGCAGUCACAGAAGGAGGAGAUUUUUCUUUUCUGCCUUGAUUCAUUAAAUAUGAUUAUUUUCUUUCAUUUUGUAAGGAUGAUAGAAAUGUCACGCCAAUCUUCAUGUGGAAUUUACACAUCUUAGCGGGUCCUGACUUGUGAUUUAACAAACAUCUUUGAUUCAGAUUAAAACAGACGAGUUUAAAAAGAUGCAGGUGAAACAUGGUGAUUGAUUACUAGGCUGAAUUUACCAGAGGAUCCUGACUGAGGCUGGCUACUCCAUAGAUGAUUUUCAGAGAUGUACCAAAUUUAAAAGCAUGGGAGACCACAGACAUCAGGACAGUUUCACCAGAUUUUUAACAUUAUAAUCCUCUGGACGCACUCACAAGAGAUGUAGCCAGACUGUUAGACGACACCUGCUGUUUGUAGUAACGAUUUCACAGCAGAGACUCCAAACAGAGGAGGAAAACAUGCGCUGCUAACCAAGCUGGAUUUGACAUGUGCAGUUAGAUCAUACUGUGAAAUAUAAAUGUUUGAUCAUUUCAGUUCUUAUGAUUCCAGAUCAGGGGGUUCCUACUUGAUUGGGAGCAGUAAAAUAACUGCAUCAACUUUGAGGCUGAUUUUGGGGGAAGAUUGGUUUACAAACCUCUAAACAAGCCUAAAUUUAUCUGCUUUGUAGCCAGCUUAACCCACAGUUUCCACAUGGUCGUUUGGGCAGCGUGCUGCCUGUGCUGUGCAGCGUGGAGCUGAUGACGCCCUUUUCUGGUCAGUCUUGGUGUUUCCCCAGCACUCACUAUGGUCCGCCUCUAACAUGUGCAAGAAGUGCCUCUGCACUCACACCAAGUCUAUUUCCAGUCGAGUUGCUGCCAUCCUACGUCAGUCUGAGCAGAUCAGACAGGAAGCGUCCUGUCAUUUUAAGAUUAAACACUUAGGUACAGACGGCCAGAGGUUUAUCACAUCACUAAAUCAACAUUACAUCAAAACAGGAAGCAAAUGAACACCAAGUCAACCUCAGUAAGGCAAAGAAAUGUGGCAUUUCAGUGUUUUCUUUAUUCCUGGGUGAAAUUGUGACUUAGACUUCAGCAAGGGCGUGCUUCAGAGGCACAGGUGCGUCCCCGCAGAGACGGACCCUGUGGGAAUUGUGGGUUUGUCAGACUUGGAUUCCUCUGUUCUGUCUUAUGAAGGAAAAAAGUGAAUUUAAGUGGAGGUCCCUACACAUGUUUGAUAGUUUAAAUUUGGAGCCUUUAAUGAUGAACUUCAGUUGAACCAAAAGGCAAAGGAGGCAGUUUAAUUUGCUCUAACGUUCCUCUGUUUUUCUUUCCUUAUUUCCUCUCCCCUUGCUUUAAAAGGAUUUUACUACAAUCUGUUAACAUGAGCAGGAAGGUUGAAUUUGUUUUCUGCUCUCCUCUCUCUCUUCCAUGUGUUGGACGAGCUCACGAUGCUGCGUUUGAGUUCAGUAAACUGUCAACCACUGAGCAGAAAUGUUCACAGUGCCUUCAGAUCGCUCCUCUGCUGUCGUCCUGUUUUUAUGGAGGCAAUUCAGUCUGAUUUCUAAAUAAAGCAGCUGUUAUACAGACUGUUCAACCAA
Cheilinus undulatus (humphead wrasse) is the source of this 2337-nucleotide messenger RNA. It is a transcript of the gene c4h6orf120, whose product is annotated as chromosome 4 C6orf120 homolog. The transcript is spliced from 2 exons. The coding region runs from base 192 to 749 and encodes 185 amino acids. The record is from RefSeq and is a predicted model, not a curated record. NCBI's taxonomy places the organism in Eukaryota, Metazoa, Chordata, Actinopteri, Labriformes, Labridae.